AUGAGCGUUGCUACAGCAGAACAUGCAAACCAUAGUCCAGAACAAUCAGCCCAGCCAAUUUCUGAUGGAAGUGCGGGCGCAAAAGGAGAUAAUAUUGGAGAGAGGAGAAGGAGACGUAGCAGAAGAAGAAGACCACGGUUUAAUUUUGUGAAAGAGAUGGCUGUUUCUGGUACUGUUUAUGAUACCAUCACCUCUAUAGAAUAUCUUAAUUUCAAAUAUGGACUAAGGAAGUCUCAUUACAUCAAGAAAUUUGUUAGAUGCAUUCAUAGGAAGAUCAACGAGGAUGUUAGUAGAAUAAGCGAUGAGAUUGUCGAAAUGUUAAGUCCAUGGGUCAAAAUCAAAUUAUUCCUUCUAUUGGUAACAUUAUCAGAAAGAGGAGGACCCGAAUAUUGGUUUGAUAAAAAUGAAGCCGACAAAGAUCAGAAAGAUACGGAGAAGGAUGGAAGUCCUGAAGCAGAAGGCAAUAAUGAUCAGACUGAAGGUCAAAAUGAGGAAAAUAAAUCGAAAAUAGAUAAUGCUACGUCAGGUAAAUCAAAAGAUGAUACAAAAAAAUUAAUCAAUAAAAAAACUAAAAUGAAACUACUACCAACUUUAACUGAACAAAUCAUGCAACAAAAUAUCAACCUUGAAUUCACUGAGGAAACCUAUGAUGAAAAUUACAUAUUUUCAUCUAUAUGGGCCAAUUUCAUGGAAGGCUUAAUAAAUUAUUAUCUGGAGAAAGUCAUUGUUCCACAUUCCGAAAUGAAAGUUUGUCAACAGCUUUAUAAGCCAAUGAUGAAGAUUAUUUCAUUAUACAAUGAGUAUAAUGAGCUGAUGGAAAAAAGUGAACGUAAUGGUUUCCUCCCCAAAUCAAAUGGAUUGGAAGAUCUAGAAACGGAGAAUUCAGAAGACCAAGAAAAAACGAAGAAAGAAGCUGCUGAUGAGAUUGAAGAACUUAGUGCAAACUUGCAGAAUAUUAAUCUCAACAACGCCGAUAAUGUUGUUGCACAAGAGAGAUUACAAAGAGCACAAAAGCUACUAUGGCAAGCUAGACAAGAUAUCCCUAAAACUAUCAGCAAAGAGUUGACAUUAUUAUCGGAAAUGUACUCCACGUUAUCAGCGGAUGAACAAGAUUAUGAAUUAGAUGAAUUUGUGUGUUGUGCUGAAGAGUAUAUCGAACUUGAAUACCUACCCAAUCUAGUGGAUGUAUUAUUUGCUAAUUGCGGCACGAAUAAUUUCUGGAAAAUAAUGCUUGUUCUUGAACCAUUCUUUUACUAUAUUGAGGAAGUUAACGGCCAUGAAGAUACAGAAGAUGAUGAGUUCGAAGAGAGAUACAUCACUGAUACUGAUGGUGCUAGUGGACCCGCCAGACAGAGUUUUAAACCUGAUCCUAGGGUAAUCACACUCGAAAAAAUUUGCGAAGUUGCUGCUCGACAAAAAUGGAUUUAA
Messenger RNA from Nakaseomyces glabratus, 1428 nucleotides. It is a transcript of the gene AAN1, whose product is annotated as Aan1p. The record is from RefSeq and is a predicted model, not a curated record. Lineage: Eukaryota; Fungi; Ascomycota; Saccharomycetes; Saccharomycetales; Saccharomycetaceae.